Messenger RNA from Daucus carota subsp. sativus, 1824 nucleotides. RefSeq names its product indole-3-pyruvate monooxygenase YUCCA2. The coding region runs from base 282 to 1607 and encodes 441 amino acids. Gene Ontology annotation, biological process: auxin biosynthetic process. The record is from RefSeq and is a predicted model, not a curated record. Gene Ontology annotation, molecular function: NADP binding; N,N-dimethylaniline monooxygenase activity; flavin adenine dinucleotide binding. Lineage: Eukaryota; Viridiplantae; Streptophyta; Magnoliopsida; Apiales; Apiaceae. The transcript has 4 exons.
UCUUGUGCAUGCAUUCAUGAUUAAGCCUCUUGUUACAACUUACAAAAUGGUCUACACUCAGUGACAAUGGGCUUAGAAGAGCUAGUUGGUUGUUAGUUAAUGGUAGUUAUUACUAUUUCCAAGGAGUCCCCCUCACAUAUUUGAUCAUCUGGUCCUUCACCACCACCAUCUCCUCUUCCCUUUCCUUCUUUCUCCCAAUCCGUCGUAAUUGGACUAUUUACGACGGAUUUUAGUGUUAAAAAUCUGUCGUAAAUAGGCUUAUUUGUUGUAGUGAGCUCUUAAUGGACUACAACUACUUGACAGAACUCGACGGGAAGAGACUUCACGAUCCACGCCUCACGCGGCCUAAAACAAUGACGACAACAUCACGAAUUCGGGUGGAGGGGCCGGUUAUAGUGGGAGCCGGGCCAUCAGGGCUGGCCGUGGCGGCCUGUUUAAGGCAGAGGGGAAUUCCAAGCUUGAUCCUCGAAAGGGCGAAUUGUUUGGCCUCUUUGUGGCAGCUCAAGACGUAUGAUCGCCUUCGCCUUCACCUCCCGAAACACUUGUGCCAGCUUCCUCACAUGCCUUUCCCUCAGGACUUCCCAACUUACCCUACCAAGCAGCAAUUCGUCGCGUACUUGAUGGCGUAUGCCAAGGCCUUUCACAUCGAGCCGGAGUAUAAUACGACGGUUGUGAGUGCAGAGUUUGAUAAUAAUUGUGAUUUUUGGAGAAUGAAGACCGUUAAGGGAGAAUUGGAAUUGGAGAGUGGUGAAAUUGAGUAUGUCUGUAAAUGGCUUGUCGUCGCGAGUGGGGAGAAUGCUGAGGAGGUGAAGCCGGAGUUUGAAGGAAUGGAUGAGUUUCGGGGACCUAUAAUUCAUACAAGCCACUACAAGAGUGGUGAUCCGUUUCGCGAUAAAAGGGUUUUGGUUGUAGGCUGUGGGAAUUCGGGCAUGGAGAUUUGUUUGGAUCUCUGCAACUAUAAUGCUAGGCCAUCUCUGGUUGUUCGAGACACCUUGCAUGUUUUGCCACAAGAGAUGCUUGGGAGAUCAACUUUUGGAGUGUCCAUGUGGUUGCUCAAGUGGCUGCCCAUACGCUUUGUGGAUUGUUUUUUGCUUCUUGUUUCGCGUCUCACCAUUGGUGACACGGAUCAACUCGGACUCUACAGACCUAAACUUGGUCCCCUCGAAUUAAAGAAAAAAACAGGGAAGACGCCCGUAUUAGAUGUGGGAACUCUUGCCAAGAUUCGAAACGGGAGUAUUAAGGUGUUUCCUGGAGUAAAGAGGUUCACUUGUCAUGCGAUAGAGUUCGUAGACGGGAGAACAGAAAAUUUCGAUGCUAUAAUUUUAGCGACAGGCUACAAAAAUAAUAUACCGUCUUGGUUAAAGGAUAAUGUUUUGUUUUCGAAAAAAGAUGGACACUCUAAGAAACCAUUCCGGCCGGAAGGAUGGAAAGGCGAAAAUGGUCUAUACUCUGUUGGAUUCGCGAAGCGUGGCUUACUUGGCACAUCAAUGGAUGCAGAGAGAGUUGCAGAAGACAUUGAGCUCCAAUGGUACUUAAAAGAUUCGAAAAUUAUUACGGAGUCAGUUGAUCAAGUACCAGAAAUCGAAAGGGUUCUGUGUAAUUUAUGAGGUCCUUGCACAUUUAGACAAAGGGCAAACAAGUUAAGGGGCAAUUCAGACUUAGCAUUGCAUUGUAUUUGUAUAAGAGUACAUAUAGACGUAGGAAAAGAAGCGGUAGUUAUGUAUAUAAACACAUUAUUUUCUGUAGAUAUAAAAUUUUUGAGGGGUGGAUGUUUAAUAUUUAUGUAAAUUUGAAAUAUGGCGGUGUUUGUUUGUAUGCGGAUGA